This is a messenger RNA of Quercus robur (English oak), 1414 nucleotides long. RefSeq names its product replication protein A 70 kDa DNA-binding subunit B-like. The record is from RefSeq and is a predicted model, not a curated record. The transcript is spliced from 9 exons. NCBI's taxonomy places the organism in Eukaryota, Viridiplantae, Streptophyta, Magnoliopsida, Fagales, Fagaceae. Bases 626 to 1150 code for a protein of 174 amino acids.
GUAUGGAUACGCAAUACCCCUAUUACAGACACACGCUCUGCCCCUAUUCCUCUCACUUAUCUGUUUCAUGCUCAGCUCCUCCAACCUUGUUGCUGAUUGUUAACACUUUUGGGCUGGGAAAAAGUCACUAUAGAACUGUAGUUGUUACGUAAACAGGAUGCGGACGAUUUACAAUUCCCUUAAGGACAUUCACCCAGAAACAAGAAAUUGGAAACCAAAAAAAUCAAUGCCACGAACAUCAACACAAAGUGUCAACACAUAUCAAAGGCUUAUAUUGAUUGUUAAAGAGGGCAACCGAGUGCAAGCUGUACUGUUUGGUUGUGACAUUCAACUGCAUGAGGAUACGUUGAUCCAAGCAAGGACGUAUUUUAUCACGAAUGCACUUGUCAAACCAAUUCCUACAAAACUUCGUCUUGUUGACCAUAACUAUCAAUGGAUAAUCAAUACAAGAACUGUUAUUGAGGAUGUAUUAGAGAAUGAGAUUUUAUUUCAUACAACAGAGUAGAGUUUUGUUCCUUUUGAUGAAUUCCACAAAUACAUCGACCUUAAUGACCCUAUUGAUGUCAUUGCUCUUGCGAUAGCUGUCCAACCGCCUCGACAGCUUCAAACAAGAACUGGACCUUCAAUGAUUCAAGAAUUCACUCUCAUCGAUCAACUCCUUAAGCCUGUUGGUUUAAUAAUGUGGGAUCAAUUCAUCCCGAAUGAAUCAGCAACUAUUUCGGAGGUUAUCAAUUGCAAACCUGUUAUUAUUGCAACGAGACUGAAAGUGGUUUCGCAUAAUGGAAUCUCUCUGUCAACCAAGCCGUCUUGCUCCUUCGUCAUAAAUCCAAAUCAUUCCAAAGCAACUGCAUUGGAAGAAUGGGCUUCUAGGAAUGAAAAGUUGCUUGAAGCUAUCAUUGCCAAAACGCUUGAUCCUGCAUCUUCAUCUAGUACCUCUAUAAUGCCACCAAUUGAAAAUUUGACAGAUAUUGGUGCUAUCACAACUUUGCCUAAAAUGGAUGAAAUACAAAAUUUAGAAAACAUUGCAAGGCUUUCUUCCGACCAAGAGUUCAUUAUUCAUCUCAAAUCUACAAGCUAUGACGUUCGUGGAGAAACGAACAAUAGAUUUAAUAUUGUUUCCAUCUUUGAUGUGCCAAAUGAAAGUGAAUGAAUACAAGCCACUGUGACAAGUAAAUUAAUAUGUAUAUGUGUUUGAAAACUUCACUAGAGAUCAGAAAAAACGAAAUUUUGAAGAUCAUGGAAGACAAAUAAAGACAUAAUUAUUAAUCAAUUAUGUAUCAAUUUGUCUUCCUUUUUGUAGAUCAAAGGUGUAGAUAUGGAUACAUUCAUUUUUUUUAGACCUCUUUUUGUACACAAUAUAUACUCAUCUUUAUAAACUACGCUUGUGAUAUUGAAGCUCUUUUUUGUAUAAGGU